This is a messenger RNA of Tigriopus californicus, 3545 nucleotides long. RefSeq names its product LIM and calponin homology domains-containing protein 1-like. Gene Ontology annotation, cellular component: stress fiber. The coding region runs from base 491 to 3154 and encodes 887 amino acids. Gene Ontology annotation, biological process: regulation of focal adhesion assembly; positive regulation of stress fiber assembly. The record is from RefSeq and is a predicted model, not a curated record. The transcript has 11 exons. Gene Ontology annotation, molecular function: myosin II head/neck binding. NCBI's taxonomy places the organism in Eukaryota, Metazoa, Arthropoda, Copepoda, Harpacticoida, Harpacticidae.
GUUGUUCAGCUAGAGAGUGUGCGACUGGGGGAUGCCAGAGUAGUUUCUGGAGUAGUCAGUAGAGGAAAACAACGACUCCAGGCGAGGCCAAAAUGCACCACUGAAGAGGCUAUUCUGAUUCACAGUGUUUGGAGUUGAUCUUGAUCAGUAGUGGAAGGCUUCCGAAUUUGAUUAGAGUUGUAUUGGUCCGGAAGUGAUGGUUAUUGGGUGAGAUACCAGAAUGGGCUUCCCAAUGAAGUGAUUGUGACACAGCUUCGUCUAGUUGGGUCUGGCGCGUUUGGUGGGCUCUUGUUUAUCUUGGCUUGAUUUACCUUAUCUGGCCCUAUUUCAUCCGAAGUGAAAAAGAAGCGCACUUUGGCCAGAGUCCAUCUAGUGUGUUUACUUGUCAAAAUUCGAAUGUGAGCCGAGUGAAGAGGCUAGAAAACGACUGCUUCCUCAGAUGUACCAAUAACCAUCGGGUGAAGAGUGUGCUCUGAACUGUACCUCAAGAAUGCCCAGUGUGACCACAAUCGAUCAAGAGAGGAUGGAUACAAGCACAGAAGAUCAGAACUAUUUCUCCAAUGAGAGCCUAGAGGACCGUAACUCAACCACAUCCUCGACCGAGAGCUCCAAUAUCUCGGUUGAGAGGCGAAAGGAUCAUGAAUUCAUUCCAACUCGCAUGAAAACAAUCAACGCUUCUAAACCAGCAGCCAACCCUGCCCAGUUCACAAAAGUUCCUUCCAAUCCUCUGCUAAUAUCUGCUCAGAAACAAAUGCUCCAGGUUGAAGAAAUCAAAAAGGCCAAGGAGUUGGCCCAUCAAGCCCGGGGAGGGGGUGCCAAGGGCGAUGAAACCCCUGAAUGGCAGUCCAACCUCACUUCUUGGAAGAGUCGACGAAGGAAGCAAUCGGAAGAGACGCUGAUGCGAGUGGCGGAAAUCAAGGUCUUGUCUGAGGGUGACUCGGAUGGGCAAUCCAGAAAAGUGAGCCUCUCCAAGAAGUUAAGCGGCCUCCUUCACACGGAUGAGGAUGAUUGGUCGGACCUAGGCUUGGCCAAACCCAGUGCAGGUGAUUCAUAUAGUCACGACAAACGUCGAUCCUUCUCCAAGUCCCCGGUCAGUCCUGUGCCCGAAUCUGACGAGGAUCAUCCCGCCCAUUUCUCGGGCUCCCACAACAGUGACUACGAACGGGACGACGGUGACGACGAGGUAGAGGACGAUGACGGAGAACCCCAGUCUUUGGAACGUUGGAAGAGCUCCACAUCCCUCAGUGGAAACCAAAAGCCUCGCGAACCCGCUCGUAAGAAGUCCUCUGAACUUUCGGAGACCAUGCGGAGCAAAUUGGAGGCCUUUGAGCGGGCCCAAAAAGAGGAGGAGGAGUAUCGGCGGCAAAUCGAAGAGAAGCGGAAACUCGAGCUUGAGAAUGAACACGUGGGACAUUUCCGAGAGAAGCUGAAGAACUUUCAGAAGAUCUCCUCUCAGUCAGACUUAAAGAACAAGGAUGGGUUGAAAACGGGCGAGAAGAAGCAGCCUCCUCCACCUCUCAGCUACAGCAAACUCAUUGAGCCUCAACAUUAUGCCAGCAGUUCGUCAAUGAAGCUUGAACAAGAUCCCAACGACGAUGACAUGGAAGACUUUGACUUCAACAAGGACCUGGACGAUGCUCUGGAGGAGAGCUACAAAUCUGUUUUGGGCGACAGUAAUCCUUCCGCGACCCGAAAGACCACGUUAGAGCGGGAUGCGGCUGAGGCCAAAUUAAUAUUCAAGGACAACGAUUUUCUGCCCUCAGAGGUGACUCCACCCAAUGAAAAACCACCUCCACCUCCUCCAGUGAUGCCACAACCUCCUGUGGGCGUUGUCAGCCAAGGUGAUAAGACCAACAGCAAGAGCAACGAUGAAGAGAUUGACAAACAAGAGCGAGAGAUCAUUGCCAGUCUGCAGAAGGAGGAGAAGGAGCACAAGCGAUACAUGGAAUCCGUGCAGUCCAUGAAAUCCAUGAGUGUGACUCAAACGAUGAGUACCACCCGAACCACGGCGACUAGUCGGUUCCACGAGCAGCAUGAAUCCGCCCAGAAGCAGGUUAUGGUCACCCCCGUUGUGCCCAUGCCCGGGGGUUCUGGUUCCAGUACCUCGUCCAGUUUCACCUCCCCAGUCAAGCCUAAGAGUAAUAACAAUGACAGCAACAAUACCCUCUUAGAACAAAGACCACCGACACUGAAGCAACAUCCAGGCUUUGCACCCCAGCAAAGCCUUCCGAUGAAGUCAGUUUCGGCCGGAAAUCUGCCCGCUUUGCCCAAAAAAAAGGAGAUCCCCCUGUCUCCCAACGGUCAAACCAGAACCUACAACCAGCAUUGGUUGGUGCAAGAGGCUGAGCAGAGGCGAUUGGCCGAUUCAAGACAGAAUCAUUCUCCGGCCACGGUUUCUCGUCAGCCCAUCUCAUCGGCCACGCCCUCCCCUUCUAAUUCCUCUUUGUCUGGUCACUCCCCUCCUGUCUACGAGAACACGGCUUAUAACCAGAAGACUCUACCACAGCCACAACAACAGCAGCAGUUUCAAUUGCUGGCAACUGACCCACAACAGAAUCGACGCCACAGUCAACAAGACCAUCAUACACAGCAACAUCAUCAUCAUCAACAACAACAACAGCUACAGCAACAACAACAACAACAGCAACAACAACAGCAGCGUCAGCAACCGAUUUAUAACAAUGUGGAUAAUUCAUGGAAGAGCCAAACAAUUGCCCCUCCCAGCUCCACCACUACCGCCACCAAGAAGCCGGGCUUGAAAAGCAACCCAGCGAACUACAACGAAAGUUUGUACGCCAAUUUGGGCCAAAAUGGACCUUCUCCUGCCAUGCAUAGCACUCAUUACCCACAGAGAGAAAUUACUCGAAUCCCUGGGCCGCAAGUCCCGCCCCGAAACUCUGAACCUCAAAACAGCCUUUUGAGCGUGAGCGGGAAAAAGAAAUGCUCCCAUUGCAAGGAGGAACUGGGUCGAGGAGCGGCCAUGAUUAUUGAAAGUCUGCGUUUGUUCUAUCACCUCCGAUGCUUUCAAUGUUGCGUGUGCCAGGUUCAGUUGGGUAAUGGCACGGCAGGCACUGAUGUCAGGGUCCGGAACAAUAAGCUCCACUGUCAAAACUGCUAUUCGAACGAUGAAGGAUUGAAGUUCAGCAAAGUCUGAGGAGACGAUGGACCCGUAAUAAAAUACCGUGAUGACCGUAUCGCUUCCAAUUUCCCUGUGUAUUUAAUUUUUACACAUCGGUGAUGAGCCUUUUGUACAUUCUUACAGCGAAUAAUUGAAGAAGCUUAAUUCCUGUUAAUUGGUAUGGUUUUCACCGUAUAGGAUGCGCAAUUUUUACCUAUUGACUGGCGUGAUUGUAAAGUUUUCUCGACUUCAUAAUAGCUCCCUCCCAUUUUUCACUUUGGUAAAUACUUCAAACCCUUCACACCCCAAGCGCUCUACGUAUACUGAUCAUUUAACACUCGGCUAAAGAUUAUUAUCAAUGUAUUCAUGUCCAUUUCAUCGCGUAUUCCGCCAUUUUGAUAGAAAUAUAUCUAUAUCUAUACCAAAA